AAACAAGAAGGUUAAGGUUUGGAUACAAAAAAGUUGGAAUGUCCGAAGCAUCGCAAACUUCUACUUCGAAAGAAGCGCAAAUAGAAAUUUCUGUCCUAGAGAAACAGGCUCCUUCAGAAAGCUCUACAUCACAAAUAAGUUUCUAUCGAAUCCUUCAAUCAUUAAUAAAUCUAGUAAGCCCAAGUAGAGAAACCCCAGAAAUAAUAAGUAUUUCUGAUGAUGAAUGGGUACAACAAGGAAUUAUAGUAAUACCGGUAGAACCACUUAGGGAACUACAUUUAUUAAGUGAAGAGGAUCAAAAACUUUUUGAACAAAUGAAAACGUGGGUGACAGAUCAUCCGGAAAAUGGACUUAUUGAAUGUGUUGAAGAAUUCGCAACUUACCAAUUAGGUGACGCUUUAGCGAAGGUGCUUUACAACUAUCAAUUCCCUGAUUUCAUCAUUACAUACAUACAUGAUACAAAUGACAAACGCUUACAAGAAAAAAAAAUAAAACGAAAGAAUUUCGAGAAAUUAUUGCUAAAAGCCGGAUUAGUUAUCGAACAUGAACGAGAUGGUGUUAGUGAUACUGUAUACAUGAAAUUGUUCGCUCCAUUUGGAAAGUUAUGCGAACAGGCAGAAGUGAUCAAAUUGAGGAUGAGAUUGGAUAAAUCAAAUAUGAAGGAUGAAUUGAAAGAACUAGAAAAGUUGAUUCCUCAAAUAAAACCUCAUAUCGCCAAAAUCAUGAGAUAUUUCACACACCCUAUAAAUUUUGCAAAACAGUCGACUAUUUUUAAGUUAGAAAAAAUAAGACAAUUUGAGGGCGCCGAAGAGUCCCGAUCCAUAAGUGAUAUUAUGUUGAAUUUUUUUCCAAUGUCACGAAGGAAUUUAAUGGUUUAUAGAGUAAUAGUAAUAGCUAAUCAGAUUCAAAAGACAGUAUUAUAUAAAGGCAACCAAAUUUUGGCUAAACGUCAAAUAACAGCGUUAUCUAUUGACAAUUUGAUCAAAGACAACGUAUUCCUUAGUUACUUUCCAUUACACGAUGGUCCCUUCACGCAUGACAAAACAGUCAAUGUUGAAAAAUUAGUAGAACAAAGUUUUUACGGUGAACCAACAUAUAAAAUUAGCGAUGACGAUAGAAAACCAAUUCUUGAAAGUGUUAGUGAUAAAGAUGACGGCGAAAAACCAGCUUCUGAUAGAAAACAUAAUGUGAAAGUAACUAAACGAGCUUGGCUAUAUGAAAAUUGGGUCCGUAGUAUAGGUAGACAACCAUUAGAAGAGAUUAGAGAAUAUUUUGGAGAAAAGAUGGCAUUAUAUUUUGCUUGGUUAGGUUUCUAUACCACUUGGUUAACGAUAGCAUCUAUAGCUGGUGUCCUUGUUAUUGUAAAUGGGAUAAUAGAAGGCAUAAAGACUCAGACACUUGGUAGCGUUGUUGGAAUUUCCAUUAUUUGGGAUAAUUCAUUGACAGCUCCUUUUGCUUUUUUCAUGUCUAUAUGGUCCGUGUUGUUUUUACAAUAUUGGAAAAGAACAAAUGCGUCAAUUCAAUAUGAUUGGGAUGUUAUGGAGUUUGAAAAGGAGGAAUUACCAAGGCCAGAAUUUUAUGGAACAA
Racocetra persica is the source of this 1587-nucleotide messenger RNA. NCBI's taxonomy places the organism in Eukaryota, Fungi, Glomeromycota, Glomeromycetes, Diversisporales, Gigasporaceae. The record is from the annotation of a GenBank genome assembly.